Photinus pyralis (common eastern firefly) is the source of this 1764-nucleotide messenger RNA. Its product is annotated as piggyBac transposable element-derived protein 3-like. The transcript is spliced from 2 exons. The record is from RefSeq and is a predicted model, not a curated record. Bases 1 to 1764 code for a protein of 587 amino acids. Gene Ontology annotation, molecular function: sequence-specific DNA binding. Lineage: Eukaryota; Metazoa; Arthropoda; Insecta; Coleoptera; Lampyridae.
AUGAGUGAUUUGCUGGUCAAGUUUGAUAGGGGGUUUUCCCUACAACAGGCCCUUGCUAUACUUGAGGAGGAUGACGAUCUAGUAAUGGACGAGGCCGGGGAGAUCAAGAUCACCAUAUUUCCCCCCGAGAACGCUUGUGGGAAUGUGACAGACGAGGAUUCGGGCGCUGGAGACUCAGCCAUUUUAGACAAUUUACCGGGAAGUCAACUUCCAGCACCUGCUGAGGUCAACCUUCGUGGGAGUGUUGAUGACAACGAUCAAGGUAGAAGUGACAGUGAAGGUGCACUCCGUGGUAGGCCUCCACAACAGAAGACGCAAACGGGGACACGAAAGAAAAAGAAGAACUAUAAUUGGAAAUUAAACAAAGAUCUUGAAGCUGAUGAGAGCAUGUGGCCGGUAAAGGAAGGGCCGAGCAAUAACCCUACACCUAUAGAAAUAUUUUCUCAGUUCUUCCAUGAAGACGUUUUGGACAUGAUAGUGAAGUUUACGAAUCAAUACGCAGCCAAACAUAAUAAGCUGGGGGAUGUUUCAAAUAAUGAAAUGAAAGCCUUCUUAGGCAUCCUUCUUCUAAGUGGCUACGCUCCAAUGCCUCGUCGGAAGAUGUACUGGCAGAGUCAAAAAGACACGAACAAUCAACUGGUAUGUGAAGCUAUGUCGAGAGACCGCUUCACCUUCAGCAUGAGCAACUUCCAUGUCUGUAACAACGAUGAGCUCGACGCCAAUGACCGGUUCGCCAAGUUGAGGCCGCUGUUCAAGAUGAUGAACGAGAGGUUCCAAUCCUUCGCUCCGCACGAAGAGAACCAUAGCGUGGACGAGACUAUGGUGCCGUACUUCGGACGUCACGGAUGCAAGCAGGGCAAGCCGAUCAGGUGGGGCUUCAAGUUUUGGACUGGAGCUACCCCGAAAGGAUACGUGGUUUGGUCGGAGCCGUACCAGGGAAAAUCAAGUGUCAAACAUGACUUUGGACUUGGCGGAUCGGUCAUCCUUGCUUACACGGAAGUGUUAAAAAAUAUGGACAUGCAGCCAUAUCAUAUAUUUGUUGAUAACUUCUUCACGUCAAUCCCUUUGUUGGAGGAACUGAAACGCCGAAGGUUUCGAGCGACGGGCACUCUGCGCGACAACCGGCUGGUGGACUGCCCUGUGAAGAGGAAGCAGGAGUUGAACAAGCAAGAAAGGGGCACGAUUUCGUAUGCAGCGGAUACAGAGAAGAAUAUUGUCGUGGUCAGCUGGAACGACAACAACGUAGUAACAGUUGGCAGUAAAGCCUCCACUGUGCUGCCACUACGCCAGGUCUCGCGCUACUCGCAGAAACUCAAAAAAAGAAUUGAAGUACCUCAACCGCACUUGAUAUCUGCAUACAACCAGAGCAUGGGAGGUGUGAAUCGUAGCGACCAGAAUGUCAGUUUGUACCGAAUUUCAAUCAGAGGCAAAAAAUGGUACUUCCCCCUUGCCAUGUACAUUGUGGACGUUGCCGAGAACAACGCGUGGAACGUUCACCGACAGAAUUCUGGCAGACUGGACCACCUAGAAUUCCGUCGACAAAUCGUGGCAGCUCUGCUUCCAGCAAACAAAAAGUCUGGCCAAGGAAGACAUAGGAUGUCCCAGGCCGAGCUGGAGAAUCCUAUGAGGUUUGACUGUUUGGAACACUGGGUGGUCCAGCAAGCAAAACAAACCAGGUGUGCUCAUUGUCAUGCUAAAUCGACAACCAGGUGCGAUAAGGGCUUCCAUGUUAAAUGUUUCAUUGCCUACCAUAAACGUACUUAG